This is a messenger RNA of Stegastes partitus (bicolor damselfish), 1764 nucleotides long. It is a transcript of the gene mmp30, whose product is annotated as matrix metallopeptidase 30. Gene Ontology annotation, molecular function: metalloendopeptidase activity; zinc ion binding. The transcript has 10 exons. The coding region runs from base 83 to 1522 and encodes 479 amino acids. Gene Ontology annotation, cellular component: extracellular matrix. Gene Ontology annotation, biological process: extracellular matrix organization; collagen catabolic process; proteolysis. The record is from RefSeq and is a predicted model, not a curated record. NCBI's taxonomy places the organism in Eukaryota, Metazoa, Chordata, Actinopteri, Pomacentridae.
GAGCUCCCAAGCCGAGCAGAACAUUAGUGAAAGGAUUAAUAAAGUGACUGGAGGUAUUUCUUGAUCUCCGAAAACAAAAAGAAUGAUGGCGGCUGCACAGGCUGUUAAAGCCGUGAUGCUGGUGAUGACUGUGGCGGUCUGUAGAGCGGUGCCCCCCACUGCACCCAGCCAAGAGGAGCUCUCCAAAGCCCAGAACUAUCUGUCUGAGUUUUUCUCAGAUGUGGGGGUCAGCGCUCCCGACACUGUCCGGCGCAGCUCUCUGGACUCUUUUGAAGACACUCUCAGAAAAAUGCAGGGGUUUUUUGGCCUGGAGGUGACGGGGCAGUUGGACACCAACACUCUGGCAGUGAUGGACCGCUCUCGCUGUGGCGUCACCGAUGUGGCCAGAUAUGGCUACUUUGACGGCCAACCAAAGUGGGACAAGACUGUCAUCACAUACAGAAUAACUCAGUACACACCAGACUUGAGUCAAAGUGAUGUGGAUGCCACCAUCGCCAACGCGCUGAAGCUCUACAGUGACGUCAUCCCUUUGGAUUUCAAACAGAUCGACAGCGGCACUGCUGACAUCAUGAUCCUGUUCAAGCCUCGAGAACAUGGAGAUUUCGCUCCAUUUGAUGGAGAGGGUGGGGUCUUGGCACAUGCAUAUUCACCUGGUGAAGGUCAUGGAGGCGACACCCACUUUGAUGAAGAUGAAAACUGGACUCUAACCUCAGCAGGAUCAAAUCUGUUCUUGGUGGCUGCCCAUGAGUUCGGCCAUGCACUGGGAUUAGCCCACUCUCAGGUCCAGACCGCCCUGAUGCAUCCCACCUACCAGUAUGUGAACACAGUGGGGUACAAGCUGCCAGAUGAUGACAGGCAGGGAGUGCAGGCUCUCUAUGGUGUCAGAGUAUCAUCAGAUCAGCCCACAGCUAAACCAAAGCCACCACCCAGGCCAGAACCAGAGCCUGUUCCAGACAGGUGCAAUAGGAACCUGAUUUUUGAUGCUGCAGCAUCCAUCCAGAGGAAUCUCUACUUCUUUAAAGAUGGAUAUUUCUGGAGGAGGAGCAGCUUCUGGGGGGGCAUCAGUACGAGGAAAAUCCCAUCUGUCUGGCCUGGAAUCAGCAAAGUUGAUGCUGCUUAUGAGUAUAAGAGGCAGAACACUGUCAUUUUCUUUGAAGGGGAUCGUUACUGGGGCAUCAGAGGAAACACUGUCCUACCUGGUUAUCCCAAACCUCUCAGCGACUUCGGCUUCCCUUCAUCUGUCACCAAGGUAGACGCUGCUGUUCAUGUGUCAUUUAUAAGCAGAACUCUCUUCUUUGUGGACUACAAGUACUGGAGCUACAAUGAAAGGAGGGGCAAAAUGGAUCGUGGGUUCCCAAAAUUCAUCCACAGAGAAUUCCCGGGGAUUGGCCCGAGAGUAGAUGCUGCUUUUGAGAACGGAGGCUACCUGUACUUUUCAUAUGGAUCCACACAGACAGAGUACCACUACCAACGAAGAAGAGCAAUUAAAACUCGGCUGAACAAGGAAUGGAUGGAUUGCUAAAGAAGAAAAGAACCAAACACACACACACACGCAUACACACAACUGUAAGCAUGCUCAGAGAAGUUAUUCUGACUGUAGCUUAUUGCAGCUUUUUUAAAAAUAGAAAUAUGCAGGAAAUAAACACAUAUAACACUCUUUUAACCAUGCCACGGGGAGCAACUGCUUGUUGUGGUGUUCAUUGCUUUUACUUGGACAUGCAAUAAUUACCAUGGUUUAUUAAAGCUUGAUAAGUGAAAACAAAA